UCAGAAGAAGGGAGGGAGUAGUGAAAGCACCUCCUGCUUCUGUCUUCUUUGAAACUUCAGACUAGGGUGCUGAGCAGGCAGAGAACUUGGAGUCUGUCACAGAUCUGUGCAGACCGGACCGACUCAAGCCAAGGUACACAUGGCUCGGUCACAGAGAGAGACAAUCAGAAAGACUCACAAAGGAGACCAAGUCUAAAUGUAAGCAAAUUGCCCAGCGUCUAAGUGAUGCACCUGGUCCUCAAAACAAAGGAGCCUUGCUGUGUACAAAGCACCGCCAAAGGGUCAAAAGUACACGCAUGUGAGUUAUGGGACUGGUGAUGAGCUUGACAGCGAAGACCAAGUAGAGGAGGAAACCGAAGACGUGAGAUCAGCUGGUUAUAACUUUGUGGCAUCGAGUCAUUCUGAGUAAGAGGAGAAGCAUUCUCUUCAUCACCAGCAGCAAAAUUUACAUCUGAAUUGGGGAAGGAUUUGAGAAAUGGAAGUACUACCAGGAACAAAAGGGAAGGGAGUGCUGAUGUUUGUCCAACGACGUAAACGGAUGGAUGAAAUUGUAUCAGAUCAUGAAGAAAUGAAGAGUAAAGGAUUACCUGUGCGAGCACUAACAGGACCCAGAUUUACAGAAGCACAGAAAAUGUAUGACACAAAGCAAAUGUACAUACAUACUGAUCAGGCUAACUAUCAAGUCAAUGUGCCAAGACCCUUGGUGCCAAACAGAACUGCAAAGCCCUUCCUAGGAUUUCAAGAUGGCACUGCUAAUGUCAACCCUGGUAGUGUUACUCCAGUGAUGAAGAGGAAUGAACCAAAAUUCAAAGUACCUGUGCCUACAAACACAAAUCCACAUGUUUGGUCCCCAACUGGAGACAUCAUAGCCUCAAGAGAUGAGCGGAUAUCUGUGCCAGCAAUCAUGACUGGCAUCCUACCAGGGUCCAAAAGGAGUAGAAAAAAAGUGUCAGCGCGGGCUCAAGAAUCAGAUCCCUAUCUUCAGAAUAAAGGAGAAAGGAGGUCUUAUAUUGAGCCAGAGGAAGAUUGUUUUAGUCUUGGAGCUGAAGCUUGUAACUUCAUGCAAACAAGAUCAACUAAACUCAAGAACCCCCCUCCAGUUGCCCCAAAGCCUGUAAUCAAUCCAUCCUGUCCUCCUUGGGUGAGGAGGAGUCCCCCUGUUGAGCCACAUAUUCCACCUAGAAGUCCGGUUUCUCAACCAUCUCACAGUUCCAGGGGGCCUCACAGUCAGCAUUACUCACUGCAGCAAGAUGGGGUCCAGUCUAAACAGAUGGUCAACCGUUGGACACCAGGUCAAACUCUUCAAACAACACCCACCAAUGCCUUGGCUUUGGUCAACUCCUCUUCUAAGCUUCACCAUCAGUCAACCACUUAUAGUCGGAAUCAACAGCUGCCUCGAUCCCCUGUGAGUACCCCAAGUUCAACUUACCGACCACAUCACCCACCUUCCCUGUCAAGGAAUCAGCCAGACAGUGUUCCAAAUUCUGUUGCUUCUUGCCCUCCACAAGCAUACAUCCAUGGAUCAAAAACACUACAGGCUUCUCCAAAAGGUCAAGUGUCAGAGAGAGGCAUUUAUCAGUCCGUUGGUGAAUCAGCUAUGGUGGGAAAAGGUGCCCAGUUGUUUGCUAAAAGACAAUCCCGCAUGGAGAAGUUUGUUGUUGAUGCUGAAACAGUGGAAGCUCACAAAACAAGACCCCACUCCCCAUCCUUCUCUCUCCCCAAUUCCUGGGGGUAUUCCUCCAAUAUCCGUGCCCCUCCCCCUUUACUGUACAAUCCCCUUCUUUCUCCCCACUACACCUCCUCAGCAGCCAGGCAAAUCCCUCCCACAAGCUCCAAAACGAAGCCUAAAACCAAAGAAAAACCUAAAGUGCCCACAAAGCAUCUAAAUCCCUUAGAUAUUAUGAAACAUCAACCUUAUCAGUUGGACCCGUCACUGUUCAAGUUUGAAGAAAAUGCCAUAAGCCCCAACUCCAAACCAACUCCUCUGUCAAAGUUUGAGGUCACUAAAAGCCUUAAACAAAGAGCAGCCUAUUCUCAUUCUCCUUACAAAUCAUCUGAGAUUAGUGUUCAGGCCAAGGCAGAAGCUCCUCAUACGUCUCCUGGAUUGGGAUUUAGUCGAGGCCGCUCCUUCAGUCUUCCCAGGCGGCUGAAUUUGGCAUCUUCACCUGGACUUCUGUCCCCAGUGACCACAUCUGGAACCCAGGCAUCAUAUUUACUUGCACAGAGGCGAACAUCCUUUCCAGAAAACAUCUGCAAGCCACCAUCACCAUGGGAGGCAGCGUCCAGGAGCCCUUUUGGGUCAGUGGAUGAGGCAUUUGUAUUUCAGGGCCUCCCGUCAUCUGUUGUGUUCAGUGUCAGAGCUGCAGGGAAACUCAGAUCUCUGCCAGAGCCACCAGAUGAAUGGAAGCGCAGGGUUUCUCUUGAUCCUGCAGCUGUCAGUAAGAGUCAUUAUUAUGCAGCUCCUGCUUUUCAGGCACCAUCUUUGAGCCGGACAUUUCCACCGGAGAAACCCGCCUUCUGUGGGCCUCCAUUCAAACCUGCCCAGCCUCUGAAGUACUCUCCCUUCUACAUGUAAUACCUCAAUGAUAAUACCACAAGAAAGAGACUUAUAGAAUAGAAAUACAUGUAUGUAGAAAUAAAACGUUUGAAGUGUGAAGAUCGAAAUUAAAUUGAGCUCAGAAAGGUGAUAACAUGAGAGGAUUUGGUUUAUAAAACAUAGAAUUUUAUAUUUGGUGAGACUUAAAGGAAUACUUCACCUAUUUGCAUUUAGCUUUGUAUUUCUAGAAUAGGAGUAGUAUGGUGGGCAAGUAACAAAGAAAAGAAUGAAUAUAUUUCUCGACUCAGGUGAAACUGAGGUUGGGAAGCACAAUUUUUCACAAAUACUACCCCUAUUCGAGUAAUCCAAAGCUAAAUGCACAUCGGUGAUGUAUUCCUUAAACUAUCUUUAACUUACUUAAGAUGUUUGUGUUGCUGAACAAAAAUACUGCCAAGCAUUGAUGGGAAAUUAAGCAAGUGUGUCACAGUAAUCGUUAAGACUGAUUUAGGACAGAGGUAGACCAUUUAUCGUGUCAACGGUUCAUUUUAAGGCAUGAGUUUUGUGAGGUGAUGUGAUGUGAUGUGAAUGUGUAGUAGUUGUUUUUCAAGUACAGUGGUGUUUAGGGGGCGUGGCAAUAUUAUAUCAAUUUUCUUUAGCUUAUGACUUUUUAACUGAUGUUACAAAUAAACAUUCAACUUUUUGUGGAUUAUCAUAAAAGAUCUUUAUGGUUAGAUGGUGCUCACUCUCACUAGAGCUGUUGUGUGAGUACGUCACAAUAUUAGUACUCAGAAUAUCGCAAUAUCAUGAUAAUUGACAUGAUAUUGACACCAUUGACAAUUUUGUUGGUUCUGAAUAUGUAGUGAGGAACAAUUGUCAUGUCUGGCUUUUUCACUCAUUUGUUUUUUGUUUUAAACAUUUUAAAUGACAUGGUGAUGACUUUUACUGGUAGAUAUUUUGAAAAUGAUGUCAUGGAUCCUUAUUAGUGAUGUUGUUGUUGAUGUUUUUAUGCUAUUUUGUCAUCUUAGUUUUACAGUGGCUUUGAUUCAUACAGUAAAGAAGUAGACAUAAUGAAAACUGUGAGCUUUCAAUGUGGAUAAAGCUUUUAUGAUUAUAGGCUGAGAAGAAGAAUUGUUGCAUGCAUAGAAUCAUGAAGAAUCAUAAUCAAGAUCAUUGCACUGUGUGAUUUUGAAGUGUGACAUUUGUGUUGGACAACAACAGCAUGUUGGGGUUUCUUGCACUUUAACUGAAAAAUUAAAAGUCAUGAAAAUGCU
Molecule: messenger RNA, 3807 nt
Organism: Solea solea (common sole)
Lineage: Eukaryota; Metazoa; Chordata; Actinopteri; Pleuronectiformes; Soleidae
Gene: synpo2b
Product: synaptopodin 2b
Exons: 3
Coding region: 476-2575 (699 amino acids)
Biological process (GO): positive regulation of actin filament bundle assembly
Cellular component (GO): Z disc; actin cytoskeleton; nucleus
Molecular function (GO): actin binding
Source: RefSeq, a predicted model, not a curated record